GUGUCUCUCCUUCUGGCUGGAAGCAGAAGAGCAACUUCGACACCUGAACCUCUCCAGUUUGUUGGUAAAGUGGGCUUCUGCCACUGAAGUCACCGUCUCCCCAGGUGUGAGUGCUGGUGAGGUGCUUGCAUGCCUGUGUGUGCACUGAGCGUGUUUCGGGGUGAUGUACUGUACCAGCCAGGACCGAGAAGAGUUGGAGGAUGACCUCUAUCAAGAGGAUGACGGGGACUCUGAAGGGUCAGAGGCCAACAGCGAGCUGGAGUUUCGUCUCUACAGCCAGCUCCACUACUCCUCCAAUCCCGGGGAGUUGGAGGAGCAGGACGAUGGGGACGAGAAGGAGCCCGACAGAGAGCACCAGGACAGCCAGCAGCAUGAGGUGAUUGAGAAGGCUGAAGAUGAUGAUGAUGAAGAACUGAAACCUGGAAGAGAAGUCGAGCCUCCGUUACCUAUUUGCGGCUGGUUGCAGCAACAUCUGAAGAAGAAAAAGGGAGAGAAACAGGACAAACGGAAGAAGAGGAAAAGUGUCCCUAAAGGUCAGAAGUCAUCAUGUUUUGAGGAGGUCAUUGUGAUUGACUCCAGCACUGAAGUCAUCUCCAUCUCUGAGGAUGACACUGCUGACGACGAUGAAGGCGUCUGUGCUUUGAAGGGUCAAGGCCUGUGCCGGAUGCAGACUUCCACUCCGGCACAACAGAAAACCAAACAAAGGAAUCUUGGUGUGACGGUAACUGUGGCUUCCAGCAGUUCAGAAUCAGAUUCAGAAGAUGCAGAAUCCAAAUCUGAGUCUGAUUCGUCUUGUUCAUCCGAUUCGUCCGAUUCGGAUGCUCUGGAGAACUGGAUGAUCCUGGGUCGAGGGAAACAGGACGGAGACCAAUCCAUUUCACUCAACCUGGAAGGAGGGUCAGAGAGCCAUGAAGAUGCUGAAGAAGAAGGAGGAAGUUGGUUGGUUUCAGACAAAGACAUUGAGGCUCAGAUCUAUAACAAAGACAAGGGCGCCAGGGUAGCAGUACAGCGGGUGGCAAGCAGAUACUAUACUGGCAAAAACGUCCACUGUAGGAACUGCAACAAGAUGGGACAUCUCUCCAAGAACUGCCCCGAGCCAAAAAAGGUGCUACCGUGCUUCCUGUGUGGCACCCCAGGCCAUGUGGUCAGCGAAUGUCCCAGAAAACACUGCAACAACUGCGGCCUGCCUGGGCACCUCUACGGGUCCUGCAGUGAGAGGGCGUACUGGCACAAACAGUGUCAUCGGUGCAGCAUGACGGGGCACUUCUUUGACGCUUGUCCAGAGAUUUGGAGGCAGUACCACAUUACAACUAAAACCGGUCCUCCUGUAAAGCGGCAAGGAGAGGACAAUGGUCGAUCUCCUGCCUUCUGUUACAACUGCUCCAAGAAAGGACACUUUGGCCAUGAAUGUACACAGCGGAGGAUGUUCAAUGGAGUUUAUCCCAGCAUCCCGUUCAUUAACCACUAUGACACUGUUGAAGACAUUAAUCGUAGACAACACAGGGUCAAGUUUAAGGUUAAAGAACUGAAGAAAAAUGGCUUUUUAUCCGCUCUUGCUGAGACCCCUCUCACACCGGGACCACCAAAGAAGAAGCAGAAAAUCAGCCAUCAUAAAAACAGCCACCUGCCUAAUCAUAAACUUCACCAAACCCCUCACAACCACAAACCCAGCCCCAGCCAUGUCUUUUUUGAAGACAGCAGUGACUUUAGUGCCACAAUGCCCAAAAGAAAUAAGUACAGUAAGUCCAAACAAGAAAGCGGAGGCAGCGCAAAACCGUGGAAACCUAAGAGGCCUGUGCCCACCUCUAGAGACCCACUCCCAAGAAGUAAGCUAAUUUGUGAUGAAGCUGAUGACUUUCCCAGAGGAGGAGGCACAGGAGAGAGCAUACAGAAGAAGAAGAGAAAAAAGAGGAUGAAUAAAAUGAAGCAGGUUCCUUUCGGACUAACAGGGGGACACAAAGACAGCAGACCAGAUUAUCUGUGCAAGACUGUAGGAGGGAUGACGCCGGGGCCACAGUCAAAGACGGACAAAGCAAAGAAGAAUCAAAAGAGGAGAGAUCGAAACCUCAGGAAGGCUGACAAACAGUUUGGUGCAGAGAUGUACCCAACAGACGAGAAUCUGUUCGCCAUCAAACAAAGGAAACGCAGGAGAUAGUUUCUGUGAUGUGCAGAUCUUUAAGACCAACAGUUACGAUCAUGACAUUUAGGGAUGUGACAGACAUUUUGUUGACUCAGGUCUCACUAAAAAAGAGUUACAGUCAUCGUCGUGGCUUUAGGAGCCUUUACUUGACCUUUUUUCACAGAAACCAUUCUGACACGUCAGCAGGCAAUGCACAAGUGUCAAUAGUGAAGUUAAUGACAUGAGUUACAUGUAGAUGCCUCCGUUCAGGUGUCGUUCUUGCCAGCUCACUGUCACAUUUAAAUAGAACAGAGCUAUAACACCUGUGCUUUUCCACUUAUGAAGAUGUUCAAGCUACUUUUUCACAGUUUCACCUAGUAGUUAGUUUGAGAAUUAUAGCUAUCCUCCAUUUCAAACUGUUCAAACAGCAGACAUUACUGUUAAUAUGUUUGGAAAUGGACAUUGUAAUAAAACAACACACAGCUCACUUACAGUUAGUUCGACAGACAUUUUCACAGUUCUGUGCGUUCUUAGUGAAACUGGAUGACUAGAAGAGGAGCUGCUAGUAAUGUACCUACAGUGUUUACAGUAGAUUCUUUCAGAAGUGAUUGUAUAUUGUUUUAUUUCUUUGACAUUAGUUUCUAAACACUGCAAACUUUUAAUUAAAAAGAGAAUGCUCUCUGUAAUGCAGUCAGAUCAUUUCCUAGUGCCUCUGCUCUGAACACAGAUUUAUAGUCGUUGCUGCUGUUGGAACCAAAAGAUGGUGAAUGUUUUUUAAAUAUACUUUCAUUUUGAACUGAAGGGAUGCCCUUUUUUCUGUAACGCAUUCAUUUUAAUCAACCUAAAUGUUCGAUCACCCUGUAAAUGCAUCUAUUUCUUAUAUUUGAUGCAAGUUUGCAGGUAGUCACUCGCCCACUUCUGAAUAACAGGCGUCACUGACACGCAGCUCUGACAGUAUCAGCUUUUCAUCAUCAUCUGUUUAAAAUCAGUUGUACAUGGUCUUAUUUGUUGUGGUUAUAACAAAACGAAAUCCUAAAACAUUACAUGAAAGAAUUUGAAACAGCUCCUUGAUAACAUGAGUAAUGAUUACCCAAAGACUUCUGGAAAAAUAAAACUUGAAUCUGACACUUCAAUAUGUGCUGCUUCAUUUGGUAACGUUUAAGUGUUUGAUAAUAGUUUACAUGACAUUUAUGUUUGAGAUGUAUUUAAACCAUUUGAUUCCA
Stegastes partitus (bicolor damselfish) is the source of this 3342-nucleotide messenger RNA. It is a transcript of the gene zcchc7, whose product is annotated as zinc finger, CCHC domain containing 7. Gene Ontology annotation, biological process: nuclear polyadenylation-dependent CUT catabolic process; TRAMP-dependent tRNA surveillance pathway; nuclear polyadenylation-dependent rRNA catabolic process. NCBI's taxonomy places the organism in Eukaryota, Metazoa, Chordata, Actinopteri, Pomacentridae. The record is from RefSeq and is a predicted model, not a curated record. Bases 164 to 2155 code for a protein of 663 amino acids. The transcript is spliced from 10 exons. Gene Ontology annotation, molecular function: RNA binding; zinc ion binding. Gene Ontology annotation, cellular component: TRAMP complex.